CUUCAAUUGAAAAACAAUUUUCGUCUAAUGAAUUAAAUUUCCCAGCAUUCCUAGUUCCCAAAGUGAAAACAUUUGAUAGAUGCUUUCAAACAGACAGCCCAAAGGACGUAGUGACGUCAUGAACGUAAAUACAAAACUUAGGUCAUAGAUUUACUUUCCAUUCCACGCCCAAAAUCAACCUUAAACAUGGACAGCGAGGACGAUAUGAUAUACGAUGAUGAUGAAUCUCAUGAGGACGAUAGCAAUGAUGAUGACGAUUUUGUUGAUAUUGCUAUGGAGCCAGAACCUUCAUCUACAAGCGAGUCAAAGGAUCAUGAGGACUAUCCCUUUGAGGUGUUAACAGCUGACAGAAUUGUCCAUGUUAUGGUUGAGUGUAUAAAAGAAGUGAAUGCAGUUGUUCAGAUUCCAUCAACUAUCACAAGAAUUUUGCUGAACCAUUUUAGAUGGGACAAAGAAAAAUUGAUGGAAAGGUACUACGAUGGUGACCAGGAUAGUUUGUUUUCAGAGGCUCACGUGGUCAGUCCAUACAGAAAAGAUGCCUCUAGACAGACAAAGAGAAAUACUCGUGGUACAGCAGCUUCCGCAUCCAGUGAAAUUGUUUGUGAAAUCUGCUAUUUUUCAAAACCUGCAAAUGAGAUGACAGGAUUAGAGUGUGGUCAUAGGUUCUGCUCACUGUGCUGGACAGAUUAUCUCACGUCUAAGAUCGUGGAUGAGGGCAUGGGACAGACUAUAGCAUGCGCGGCCUAUGGUUGUGAUAUACUUGUGGAUGAUGUCACUGUCAUGAAUUUAAUAAAAGACCCCAAAGUGAGAUUAAAGUAUCAACAUUUAAUAACAAAUAGCUUUGUAGAGUGUAAUAAAUUAUUACGUUGGUGUCCAGCACCAGACUGUGGACACGUGGUUAAAGUUCAAUAUUUUGAUGUUAAACCUGUACAGUGUGCCUGUGGCCAUACAUUCUGUUUUGCAUGUGGAGAAAACUGGCAUGAUCCGGUGAAAUGUGUCUGGUUAAAAAGAUGGAUAAGAAAAUGUGAUGAUGACAGUGAAACUUCCAACUGGAUAGCUGCCAAUACAAAGGAAUGUCCCAAGUGUCAUGUAACAAUAGAGAAAGAUGGAGGAUGUAAUCACAUGAUAUGCAAGAAUCAAAAUUGCAGGGCUGACUUCUGCUGGGUAUGUUUAGGACCCUGGGAACCUCACGGAUCUUCAUGGUAUAAUUGUAACAGAUUUGAUGAAGAUGAGGCCAAAAAAGCCCGAGAUAGCCAGGAGAAAUCUCGCUGUCACCUUCAGAGGUACCUGUUUUACUGUAACAGAUACAUGAAUCAUAUGCAGAGUCUCAAAUUUGAGAAUAAAUUGUACCAAUCAGUGAGAUUGAAAAUGGAGGAAAUGCAGCAACAUAGUAUGUCCUGGAUUGAAGUUCAGUUUCUCAAGGUCGCUGUUGAUGUACUGUGUAGCUGUCGACAGACUCUCAUGUAUACAUAUGUAUUUGCUUUCUAUCUGUCGAAAAACAACCAGUCUAUUAUAUUUGAGGAAAACCAGAAAGACUUGGAGCAUGCCACAGAACAACUAUCAGAGUACCUGGAACGUGAUAUAACAUCGGAACUCCUGGUCGAUAUUAAACAAAAAGUGCAAGAUAAAUAUAGGUACUGUGAAAGCAGAAGAAAGGUUUUAUUAGAUCACGUUCAUGAGGGAUACGAGAAGGAACAGUGGGAAUACCAAGAAGUAUUGUGAUAACAGUUAUCUCCCUUAGUUACUAUUUAUGAACAAUUGAGUACAUUUAUUUAUGUUACCAAAUUGUUUGCAAGAACCAAUAAUUGGAACAGUAUAAAAAUUAUAUUUCAUGUAUAUUUCCUCAUUAAGGUGACACAGUCUUCAUAAUUUCAAUUAUUUUAUUAACUGAUUAAGAAUCAGAACAGUUGUAUGCUAGCUGUAAAGAAGUAUGAGAUUUUAAGCCUUGAUUUAACGUAUAUAUCAUUUUAGAUAUAAACUACCAUUUAUCAGUUGCUCUUAAUGAAACUAGACUGUAGUAAAAAUUAGUUGAACUAUAAUAGUUCUAUAUUGUAUCUAGUUUUAUGCUUUUUGAAAGAGACUGUAGUUUCAAUGUUCAUUAUGAAAUCAGAGUGCAGAGGCUGUACAACUAGUUAACCCUUAGCCUGCUGGUGGCAAGCGAGUCUGCCUUUGCAACCAGUGCAGACCAAGAUCAGCCUGCACAUCCAUGCAGGCUGAUCAUGGUCUGCACUGUUCGCUAUUCAGUCUGUAAAUUUUCAGUGAAUACCCUUUGAAUAAUAAAUGGUACUGCCCAAAUUGAAUGAUAGACCAGUCCAUUUUAGAAAUUUAGCAGGGUAAAGGUUCAGGUGUUUUAAUGGUGAGGUAGGAAAAUGGUGUCUGAUGCUUAUAACAUGCUUUGUUAUAGUUUACAAGGAACAAAAAGAAAUGGAAAUUCAGCUUGAUAGUGCAAGGCUGCUGCAAAAUGUUUGUUUUAAAGUAGUUGGAGAAAAGCUUGACAGCUGGAGUUGUUACAAAAAUUAGUGUUGCUAUAAAUGUCAUAUUACCAAUGCAUUCAAGUUAACCAAUGCAUUUUAAGAUUUUUUUCAAAGAAUAUAAAAUAUUAAGAAGCACACUAAUGAUUACACAGUCUGAUUUCUUUGAAACAUAGGGUCACAGAAAAAUAAAUAUAUUCAGCUAUUUAAACAAGAGAAUAAAUGUUAAGCUUGCCAGCUACAUUUUUCUGAACAGAUUAUCUUGUUUCUUUGAAGUAUGAGUCAAUAUAAAUUUCUUGCUUUCUCAGCCAAAAGCAUAUCAAAAUUUAUAUACAGUAUUUGGAGCUUUUAUUGUGCGAAAAUGUUGCUGAUUGUUAGAAAGUCUGUUAUUUUGUUAAUUUAAUAACUGUAAAAAUUACACCUUUUUUAGGGGAAAAGACUAGCAUUUAAAACAUGUACCAGUACUGCCAUACAACGAGCAUGUAGAUGUUUUCAUAAUAAGUUUUAUUAUAUAAUGUGUUUGAGUUCUUGAUAUUGGAACAAGAAUUACCAGUCAUCAGGAGAGUUUAUAGUGCGACAUGAAAAUAUUUUUAUGCCCCUGGCAUCUGCUGAUGCGGGAGGCAUAUAGUGAUUGUCCUGUCCAUCCGUUCGUUCAUUCGUCCGUCCGUACAAGGUUAACCAAAUCGGACCGUUUCGUCUAGCAUCAAUACCCCUAACUAGAAUGACUUGAUACUAAUGCAGAUGUAACCUGUGACCAUUCCUCAUCUUCAGACAUCACCUGUCCUCAGUUUGACCUUGAACUUGACCUCGUUUUGGACUUAGGUUGCUUUGUAUCGACAAGGAUGCCACCGGGGGCAUCAAGCGUUUAUUGAACGCAGCUACUUGUUUUAUGGAUGGUUUGAGAUUGUGACUGUGUUAAUGGUACAGGCUGUUUUUGACUGUAAUUCUAGUAUUUGAUGAUACUAACAUUAUCAGUUUUAAGUGUUAGCAUUAUGUUAUCCACUUUUCGAAAAUGAAAUUGUUGUUCCAAUAUGUUGAAUGCCUUUCAGCCUUUUAAAGGUACAAUAAUAUUGUGUAAAUAAGAUUGUAACAAAGACCACCUUAUGGAAUGUUGGUGGUUCAACUCAGGUGCCCACUUGUGAUGAAAAAAUGCACCAAAAGGGUCUUCCUCCGCAAUAAAAGCUGGAAAGUCUUCAUAUGACCUAUAAUGGGGAUAAUAAGAACAGAGUUACCUCUGGUUAUCUCCACAGAGGGCGCUGGUGAAAUAAAGGGUAAACAUUAUCCCGCCUGACCUUAGAUUUACUAUAGAAUGUAGUAGAGAUUCUGCAUAAUAAACACUAAUUAAUUUGUAAUUUCCUAGGUAUUUGACCUUAAACACUAAUUAAUUUGCAAUUUCCUUGGUAUUUGACCCAGAACUAAAUAAAAUCUUAGAAAAUAGUCAAAUAAAUACUUAAAUACAUGUAUUUAAAGGAUUUUUGAGUAGUUCAUAGAUGAAACGAAUAAAAAUUUGAUUAUGGUUCAGUAUUGUUGUGUACCACUAUGUAAGGGUUAUGGAGGAAUUCAUUUUCCAAAAGAACAACAUUUAAAGGAUUUAUGGAGAGUAGCAGUAAAAAUAGCAGAUCCUUGGAAUAAGACAAAACUGUGGCAAACUAGUAACACGAUAUUGUUUCAAAAUAUUAAGAUCUUGAACUUACCAAAAACAAAACUUAAUGAAGGAUUACAUUUGUGUACUUCAACAUAAUUAAUUUCCGUAGAUGUAUUGUUGGUAAACUUGCAUAACUAUUAUUUUGUGCAGAAAUACCAAGAAAUAUGAACUAUUGAUGCUGGACUGUUAUAUAUUUAUUUCAACUACAAACAAUUAUUUAUCAAAUGCAUAAUAGCUUUUUAUAGACUGAACAUCAUAUUGUACUGCAAAUGUCUACAUUAAUCAUCAUCAAUGUUAUUUCACAAAUGUUCAGCUGUAUAUUUCCACAGAUACAUUUUGUAGAACAGUUCUAGCUUUGGUAAAAUACUGUGUUUACAGUACUCAUGACCUAGUUCAACUUUUUGUACAAACAUAUCCUUGAAUGUAUACACAAUGAAAUAGCAAUAUAUAUACAUCUGUCACUGUAUCUGAUAAUAGUAGUUUGAAGUUUUCUUUAGCUCCAUUUUUUCGUCCGUAUAAUCCAAGUAUGGAAAAAAAAUUCAAGGUUGGAUAAUUGCCUCUUUCCCAGCAUAUGGACAUUUCACCUCAACUAUUGUUUGUUCAUUGAUGACUCCGUCGGGUGUUGCAGCCAGAUAAGGACUUUCUCUACAUGUGAAUAAACCGCAGUUGUUGACACUAUAUCCCGUAUGCUUUUCAAAUUUCUAAUUGCUGUUUUUUUCAUAUUGCUUCCCAAUUUAGGGAAGUGGAUCCUAUGGUCUGCUUGCAGUUGAUGAAACCCUUCAGUGGAUCAGUCUGAAUCCUGAGGUUCUGGUAGGAGAAUAGGUUCAUCCCUGAAGUCUUGAUUUCUGUCAUAUGCUUCAAGUCUGAAAGUAAGAAAAAGACAGACACCAUAAAUUCCUCAAACAAGUUAUAGUGCUAGCAUAAGUCAUUAACCUGUAAAAUGUUAUUCAAAGGGCUACUCUCCAGUAUUAUUGCUUUAUAUAAGCAACACUAAAUCUACAAAUAAUGAGAUGCAAUAAAGGUUAAUACUAUUUGUCUGAGAAUUAUUUAAUUAUAACAACAUAAAACUAUACCUUGUUAACAAAUCUUCUUUUCUGCCUUUGAUUGAUGCCCCUCUUUUUAUUAAUUCUCUCUGUAAUUGUAUAACUUUCCGUCCAAAAAAUUUUGAUUUCCUCUAAGAAUCCAUUUGAGAUAAGAAUCUGGGUCAGCAUUGUUUACCCCUUAUUUUACUAGCGCCACCUAGCGAGUAGCUGGCUUAUUAUCCCCAUUGGACAAGAGUUGGACAUGUUUGAUCCUGUAGGAGACAUGACAGUUAAUAUUCAGGCUUACAUUUACAAAACAUUAAUGCAUUUCCUGAAACAAACCUAAAAUAUUAAAAAAGAUGAAGGGGCUAGUGGGUUGAAAUUUAUUUACAAUUCAUUUCUAUACAACAUUAUAUAGCAUAUGUCUUAAUGUAACGGUUUAAGCAUUAAUUUAAAUGAAGAUAUUUAGAUAUUCAUUUAGGUAUAAUCACAUUCUGUUGCAUUUUGAAAGACAUAUUAAAAUCAUACUACUGUACAAGGAAUGAAAGUGUAGAACACAAGCCUAGCACCAUUCCUGGCUACCUUGGAUACACCAAAGGAAAAAUAUUAUGAAAAAUAGAUACAUCUUUCUUCUUUCUUUGGCAUUAUUUGUAAAACUUGCUGCCACAGUAUUGUUAAUGGUGUGUAAAAUAAAGCACUUAUUUAUUAUUCAUACUGUAAAUUUAAUGAAGGACAAGCUCUCUGAAAAACAAAAUAGCCAGUGAAAGGGAAAGUGGAGCCUUUUUAAUGGCAGGAAUAUUUUUUGUCCAUUGUCCUUCCUGGAAAUCUCUCUACUUCUGUCCAUUUCAAGUAAGGAUUUGUCAUGAAUUUUCCAAGUGCUACUUUAGUCUUCGAAAUACAUUAUAAUCAGCGUAACAUUUAUUGACUUAAUGUUUGUUAAAUUAUCACAACACAAGCAAAUAGACAGAUGUUUACAUCAAAUCUAUAGCAUCAUCACAUUAUGACUAUUAACUGAAUCACUGUGAAUGAAUUUCUGUGUAAAACAUAAACUGCCAACAUUCCUGUGUCUGGUACAGACAACUUUUUUUAUUCAGUCACAAGUAAUUUACCUCCAUUCUUUGAUUUUUGCUAAAAUUGGAAAUACUAGUUGGUUGCAUUUUCAUGGAAGUUUAUAGUUAUUGAAUUAAAUAUAUUUGAGCCGCGCCAUGAGAAAACCAACAUAGUGGCUUUGCGAACAGCAUGAAUCCAGACCAGCCUGCGCAUUCGCGCAGUCUGGUCAGGAUCCAUGCUGUUCGCUUACGGUUUCUCUAAUCGCAAUAGGCUUUGAACGCGAACAGCACGGAUCCUGACCAGACUGCGCGGAUGCGCAGGCUGGUCUGGAUCCAUGCUGGUGGCAAAAGCAUUAUGUUGGUUUUCUCAUGGCGCGGCUCAUUUGAGAAAAUUUAUUGUCAGAAUGAUUUAGUAGUAUGUCUAAAAAUAUGUCGUCAUAUUGUUGGUAAAACUUUUUGUUUUAAAGUAAUUGAAGUCUUUUUUGCUAGUAGCGGAUUUUUGCAAAAUCAUCAAAUUGCUAAAUAAUAUUGUCAAAAAUAAUCCCUCUUGAAUAAAUCUGAUUUUACAGUACAGAGUAGUGAUACUUGAAAUUUUGUUCAAGAAUCUAGUUCAUUUUUAAUUCAAAAAUAGCAUAAUCAAGUUUGGAAUAUUUAAAAAAAGGUAGUACUAUUUAUUAGCGCAUGUAUGGUACUGAUUAGUAGGUGAAUGUAAACAUGGCAAAGAGGUUACACAUCCUGCUGGGUAAUUUACGAGUAUGUAGACAUCAAGUGAAUUAUUCUGCACAUGUUCAGAGUGUAUGAAUUAAUUGUAACACUAUUAACUUUCAUCAUUUUGAUUCUGAAAUGUUUUUUGUAUAAAGUAGUAGGUCAAAUAAUUUUUUAUGGUAGUACUUUCUCGGUGCCUGUAUGGUACCAAACAAAAUGUAAAAAUCAGUAUUGCCAUGUUUAAUGAAACUAGACCUGAUUUUUAUGCCCCCGAAGGGAGGCAUAUAGUUUUUGAACCGUCUGUCAGUCUGUCCGCAAUUUUCGUGUCCGGUCCAUAUCUUUGUCAUCGAUGGAUGGAUUUUCAAAUAACUUGGCAUGAAUGUGUACCACAGUAAGACGACGUGUCAUGCGCAAGACCCAGGUCCGUAGCUCAAAGGUCAAGGUCACACUUAGACGUUAAAGGAUAGUGCAUUGAUGGGCGUGUCCGGUCCAUAUCUUUGUCAUCGAUGGAUGGAUUUUCAAAUAACUUGGCAUGAAUGUGUACCACAGUAAGACGACAUGUCGCGUGCAAGACCCAGGUCCGAAGCUCAAAGGUCAAGGUCACACUUAGACGUUAAAGGAUAGUGCAUUGAUGGGCGUGUCCGGUCCAUAUCUUUGUCAUCCAUGGAUGGAUUUUCAAAUAACUUGGCAUGAAUGUGUACCACAGUAAGAGGAUAUGUCGCGCACAAGACUCAGGUCCGAAGCUCAAAGGUCAAGGUCACACUUAGACGUUAAAGGAUAGUGCAUUGAUGGGCGUGUCCGGUCCAUAUCUUUGUCAUCCAUGGAUGGAUUUUCAAAUAACUUGGCAUGAAUGGGUACCACAGUAAGACGAUAUGUCGCACGCAAGACCCAGGUCCAUAGCUCAAAGGUCAAGGUCACACUUAGACGUUAAAGGUCAUUUUUCAUGAUAGUGCAUUGAUGGGCAUGUCCGGUCCAUAUAUUGUCAUUCAUGCAUGGAUUUUAUAAUAACUACGCACGAAUGUGUGGCACAGUAAGAUGACGUGUCAUGCGCAAGACCCAGCUCCGUAGGUCAAAGGUCCUAAACUCUAACAUCGGCCAUAACUAAUCAUUCAAAGUGCCAUCGGGGGCAUGUGUCAUCCUAUGGAGACAGCUCUUGUUCAUAUAAGAAUUGAGAAAUAAUGUAUAGAAAAACUGUGUUUUAACAUAAAUAAUAUAUGAAAAAGAGGUUAUAUGUCAGCAGAAUAAUUUUACGAGGGCACAGCCCGGGUGAAUUAUUCUGGUGAUAUAUAUAACCAAUUUUGAGUGUAUUAAUUUAAGUAAAACACAAUUUUAUUUUACAUUAUUUUGAUUUUAAUAUGCCCUUUAUCUAAAACAGAAGAUAAAAUAUAAUAGCGCUCUUUCUUGGUCGCAACAAAAACAUUGACAUCAUCGCCCAUUAACGUCACAUCAUUUUACCAUAAGCAUGUUUUAACAGAAACAAGCAUAUUUGAAUUAUAUUUCAGCAAUCAACAAGUACCAGUACAUUAAUAAGAUCUCUCAUACAUGAUGUUACAUCAGUCUCCUGAUAUUUUAUACUGUUCAGCAUUAUUGCCAACUAUGUAAUUGCCAUGAGAAUGUGACUUCUUUGAUUGAAAUACUAGUACGUGUUUGCAACUGGAUUUUAAUUUGCAUAAAGGUUUAUUUGUUGAAAAAAUACAUAACAUCAGUGAAUAGAAGCAUGUAUCAUGAUUUUUAGUUUUAGAUCAAUGAGGGAAAAAUUGUUUUAGGGAUAACAGUGUAGUGGAACAUUGUCUUUUUCAAAACUGUUCUGUUUGUUUUGCAAUAUUAUACAUACAUGUAUGGCAAGUUAUGCCUAAUGUUACAUUCAUAAAGGAGCAACUGCUAAUUGCAGAACUUGUUAGAUGCAUAAUCUCCCUGUUUUAAAAAAAAAAAUUGUUCCAGCAAUUUAUCCUUACUGGUGUUCAUAGUUCAAACACUGUCAUUAUGCAAAUGAGUAAGGGUUUGGUUUGAACUUGUAUUCAAAAAGCACAAGUUUAACAAUGAUAGAUACUAACCUGUCCUAUAAGAAUGUUACGUCCUUUACAUUUGUUUUAGUUUGUUCUUACAUGUGAUGUCUUUAGACUUAAAGCAUUAAGUUUCUUCUGUGUAUUUUAGUUUAUAAUGCUUGAUUAUGUAAAUAUUACUUUUUGAAUGUUUGCAAAUUUUAAUGUAUAGGAGUUACUUUGAUAGAAAUGUUCCUGUUUUAUUGUUUUAAUGCUGUAUGGUAUGAUUGGAUAGUGUAGUGUGAACUGAAAGCUUAAAUUACCAAGGGCUCUUCUCUUCAUCGGUAGUCAGUUGGCAUCUAGAAUCAUUUUGUUGAUGAGUAUCUUUUCCCACUGAAAACAACCUUAAAUCUAGAUUCUUUUUUCUGGUUUUCAUGGUAGAGGCAGAUAUGACCCAGAUACUUUGAAUUAUGCAGAAAUAUCUUUUUUUGUGCUAUGCAUAGAAAUUAACUUCUUUUUCAAUGAGAUUCUAUAUACGAUUAUAUCAAAUUUUUCAAUAAAACUUUUAAAAUGAGGAAGGGUUUUGUGUUUUUCAGAAUCUUACUGCAUUGCAUUUCCAGAUUUCAGUGUUGUAGUUGUCACAGUGCAACACUGCAGACUGUAGAUCUUGCUAUUUCAGCAAAGUUUCAGUAUAAUCUAUCACUGAUGAUAAAAGAUGUCUCUGUAAUAUGUGUAUAUUUCAAAGCAUAUCUUGUGUAAUUAUUAUCUUCAAAAUACAAAAUAGUGCCAUUACUUUAUAAAGUUGUGGUCUUACACAGUUGGGCCUCUGCAUUUUUUCUGUCAGUGUGCCCAGAGAGAAGAUGCCUCUAGCCAUUAUGCAGUUAUAUGUAUUUAGGCAGGCAUGCAACAGAUUGUAUACCAUAUAUUCCCUUAUUAACGUUGGAGGAGGGUGGAAGUGGCAUAACAGUUUGGAAGAUUGUGGCAUUUGUUAUGGAACAAGAGAAACCUUUUUACCUUUAUUACUACUUUUCAUAAAAUGUUCACCAAUUACAUUGCUUCACAUAUAUUCAGAACAUGUUGAUAAAAUGUUACAUGGUAAUUCUUACUUUGGUACAUCUGUGGUAUAAACCAUGAUUGAGUUUUUCCUCUCCUGUCAGUUUACUGCGAUUACUUUGGUGUUUAGCCAUUGCCAACACAUCAUGCACCUGUUGCGUCUAUAUAACCUUUCUCAGCAAUUUCAAGGUGUAGAAAAACACAGGGUAGUUUUAAAAGGUAAUCAAAGGAAAGAAAAAUGAAACAUAAGAAAAUGGGUUUGAAAGACUUACAGGUAACUGAUAGGCAUGGACUUAAGUUUUGAUAACAGUGUAUCAAACUGAGAAAUGUUUUCUGUAGAUUUAAAAUGUUUUUGAGAGCAAUUUUCAUGGGAAUUUGUGGCUUAAUUUACUAGAUUUGGUGGAUUAAACUGGAUGUUUUCUUUCAAAAUUGUAUAUUAAAUCAUUUUAUGUUCUAAAAAUGUGGAUGGGGCAUUAAAUAGAAGGAGGGCAUUAAUAAGGGAAUACAUGGUAGUCAGUAAAUUGAUUGUGUUUAUAUAAAAAAGGUCUUAUAAAAUUUGAAAGGAGCAAUAAUAGGAAAAAUCCUGACUUAUAUUAAUAAGAACAGAGAUAGAGUAAUAGUAUGUAAAUCCUUUAAAUUAGGCAAUCAGUUACAAGAUCUCCAGUUUGCAUAAUGAGGCUAUGCCAUAAUUAAAUUACAAAAAAAAAAGAUUGUACUUUGUUGACAAUUUUGUUUCAAUUAGAAUUCUCUCCUUAAUGUUGUUCUAAAACAUGCAGGGAUUCUUUUCUUUGUUUGAAGAUAACAUUAGUAACAAUUGCCAGCAAAACAUGCAUUGGUAACAUGUUCUAUGAAGUUCAUAGAACAGAAGAAAUUCAAUUUAUGAUCUGUGGCAACUUUAAAACUUGUCCUGUUUAAGACCAGAUUACCUUAUUUUCAGCACAUGGAAAUGUUGUUGUUUUUUAAUUUUCCUAUCACUUAAGCUAAUCAGUCAUUUAUUGUACAGAAUAUUAUGCUCUAGAAAAGCAUUCUCAUUAUUAUAUUUAUUAUAAACUAUUAUUGAAUUACAUUCAAGGUAAAUGAACAUCAUUUCUGUGAUUGUUGAACAUACAUGUAUUCAGUUAGUGAAUGUUUGCUUGGACAAAAGGGUUUUGCACUGUGCAUCUUCUGUUUAUAUUGUAAAAUAACUACUCCAAAUAAAAGGAAUACUGUUUUCAUA
This is a messenger RNA of Mercenaria mercenaria, 11143 nucleotides long. RefSeq names its product E3 ubiquitin-protein ligase arih1-like. NCBI's taxonomy places the organism in Eukaryota, Metazoa, Mollusca, Bivalvia, Venerida, Veneridae. Gene Ontology annotation, biological process: positive regulation of proteasomal ubiquitin-dependent protein catabolic process; protein polyubiquitination; ubiquitin-dependent protein catabolic process. The transcript has 15 exons. The record is from RefSeq and is a predicted model, not a curated record. The coding region runs from base 187 to 1722 and encodes 511 amino acids. Gene Ontology annotation, cellular component: ubiquitin ligase complex; nucleus; cytoplasm. Gene Ontology annotation, molecular function: zinc ion binding; ubiquitin conjugating enzyme binding; ubiquitin protein ligase activity.